CCGGCUCCGGCUCCAACAUGAGCUUCCUCAGCCGGCAGCAGCCGCCGCCUUCCCGUCGCGCGAGGGCCGCCUGCAGCUUGCGGCAGAAGCUGAUCUUCUCGCCGUGCAGCGACUGUGAGGAAGAGGAAGAAGAGGAGGAGGAGGAAGAGGAGGAGGAGGAGGAGGGCAGCGGCCACAGCACUGGCGAGGACUCGGCCUUCCAGGAGCCCGACUCGCCGCUGCCGCCAGCGCAGAGUCCCACGGACCCCGGGCCCGAGAGCCGCCGCUCGCCCGGCCAGGCGCCUGGCAGCCCUGGGGAACUGGAGGAGGAGGACAUGCUGCUGGAGGGCGCCAGCCCCGGCGCCGACAGGGAUGCGGCGGGCGGUGGCGCCGAGGGCGACUCGUGGGAGGAGGAGGGUUUCGGUUCGUCGUCGCCGGUCAAGUCGCCGGCCGCCGCCUACUUCCUGGGCAGCGCUUUCUCCCCGCUGCGCAGCGGCGGGCUGGGGGGCGAGGGGCCCGGCUCUCCGCGGCCGGAGCAGCCGGGCACCCCGCCGCACAAGACCUUUCGCAAGCUGAGGCUCUUCGACACCCCGCACACGCCCAAGAGUUUGCUUUCCAAAGCUCGAGGAAUUGAUUCCAGCUCUGUUAAACUUCGUGGUUCUCUUUUCAUGGACUCAGAAAAAUCAGGAAAAAGAGAGUAUGACAUACGACAGACUCCACAAGUGAAUAUCAAUCCUUUUACCCCGGAUUCUGUGUUGCUUCAUUCCUCAGGACAAUGUCGAGGGAGAAAGAGAGCAUACUGGAAUGAUUCCUGUGAAGACAUGGAAGUCAGUGAUUAUGAGUUUGAAGAUGAAACAAGACCUGCUAAGAGAAUUACAAUUACUGAAAGCAAUAUGAAGUCAAGAUAUACGACAGAAUUUCAUGAACUGGAGAAAAUUGGCUCUGGGGAAUUUGGUUCUGUAUUUAAGUGUGUGAAGAGGCUGGAUGGAUGCAUUUAUGCCAUUAAGCGAUCAAAAAAGCCAUUGGCUGGUUCUGUUGAUGAGCAGAAUGCUUUGAGAGAGGUAUAUGCUCAUGCAGUGCUUGGACAGCAUUCUCAUGUGGUUCGCUAUUUCUCUGCCUGGGCAGAAGAUGAUCAUAUGCUUAUACAGAAUGAGUAUUGUAAUGGUGGAAGUUUAGCUGAUGCUAUAAGUGAAAACUACAGAAUCAUGAGUUACUUUAAAGAAGUGGAUUUGAAGGAUCUCCUUUUACAAGUUGGUCGGGGUUUAAGAUAUAUUCAUUCAAUGUCUUUGGUUCACAUGGAUAUAAAACCUAGUAAUAUUUUCAUAUCUCGAACUUCCAUCCCGAAUGCUGCCUCUGAAGAAGGAGAUGAGGAUGACUGGGUAUCCAACAGAGUUAUGUUUAAAAUAGGUGAUCUUGGGCAUGUAACAAGAAUCUCUAGUCCACAAGUCGAAGAGGGUGAUAGUCGUUUUCUUGCAAAUGAAGUUUUACAGGAGAAUUAUACCCAUCUGCCAAAAGCGGAUAUUUUUGCCCUUGCCCUCACGGUAGUUUGUGCUGCUGGUGCUGAACCUCUUCCCAGAAAUGGAGAGCAGUGGCAUGAAAUCAGACAGGGAAGAUUACCUCGGAUUCCACAAGUGCUUUCCCAGGAAUUUACAGAGUUGCUAAAAGUUAUGAUUCAUCCAGAUCCAGAGAGAAGACCAUCAGCAAUGGCACUGGUAAAGCAUUCAGUAUUGUUGUCUGCAUCUAGAAAGAGUGCUGAACAAUUACGAAUAGAAUUGAAUGCUGAAAAGUUCAAAAAUUCACUUUUGCAAAAAGAACUCAAGAAAGCUCAAAUGGCAAAAGCUGCGGCUGAGGAAAGAGCCCUGUUCACUGACCGGAUGGCCACUAGAUCUACCACCCAGAGUAAUAGAACCUCUCGACUUAUUGGAAAGAAAAUGAACCGCUCUGUCAGCCUUACUAUAUACUGAACUCAUUUCCCACCUCCCCCCAAAAAAAUGUGACAAGAGGAAGCUAGGUUGAAAUCACUGCUAGAGUCUACUUUGCAAUUUCUUGGUUGGUCUCAGUAGUUUUACUGAAGUACCUUCUAGGGUUUUUAUUUGUGAAUUACAGUUGAAAGCUGUAUUUUGACCGUUGCUGUAUCAGGCUUUGUCGAAUCUUAGCAGUCCAUGUUCUGUAAGAUGUCAGUCACUGUUGGAUGUUACACCAAGCCUUUGCAGGGUUAACCACUGUGGUGGUGUGCUGCUUACAGUUAUUGUUUGUUGCAUUGUAAUAAAAAGUGUCUUUUCCUGUAGUGACCUGUAUAAAGGACUCAAGGGCUUUAUUAUAGACAUACUCCCUUCAGAAAAGGGAAAUGCUAAAAGACUUAGCCUCUGAUGCACCUGUGUGUCAAUCAUAUAUUUCUGGAGUUUUUUAUUUUUAGAAUUUUUUUUUUAAUUGUGAAUUGUACUUGUAUAUCCAACUGGGAGCACUUUGUAGGCAUUGCAUGAACCAUAGAAUGAUAAUUCUGUGGAAGUAUUGCCUUGUGAAUUUGCUGCUAUUUUAGUUUUGUCUUUGCUGUAAAAUUGUAGCAUUAAACAAUCAUCAUUGUUAAUAGACUUUCUUUUGAAACAAUUAUGUAAUAUAUAGCUGCUCUUGAAAAGCAGCUGUUUGCCUUUUUUUCUCUUAGCUCUUUGAAGCUAGUACAUUGAAAAAAAUGCACCUCUUCCCAUUUGGAAUGCUGUAUUAAUGUAGUAUAAUUAUUACUGGUUUUGUAAUUUUCUGAUAAUGUCCUUGACUUUUUAAAAAUGUCUCCUCCUUCCUCCCAAGUUUUGUACUUAAUUGUAUGGUUAGUCUGUUUUUAAAUAUUUUGCCUGAUUUCUCUUCAUUAUUUUUGUAUAUAAACUGAUCUUGGUAAUACUGUACAUAGCUGUUUGAAAUGCCAGAAUGACUUGUGACUGUUGCAGGUUUUUCAAAAUAUAUUUUAUCUGUUAUUAGCCAUGACUGAUAAUACUGGCUAAUAUAUUUUGCAAAAAAAAAAAAAUGUCUUAGUUUUGGCUUAAAACAUGUUUGCACUUGUCUGCUUGACUUGUGUCUUAUUAACAUUGAUUGGCAUAUUAAAAGUCACUCUGAGCUUA
This is a messenger RNA of Cavia porcellus (domestic guinea pig), 3089 nucleotides long. RefSeq names its product WEE1 G2 checkpoint kinase (gene Wee1). Gene Ontology annotation, cellular component: cytoplasm; nucleus. Bases 18 to 1943 code for a protein of 641 amino acids. The transcript has 11 exons. NCBI's taxonomy places the organism in Eukaryota, Metazoa, Chordata, Mammalia, Rodentia, Caviidae. The record is from RefSeq and is a predicted model, not a curated record. Gene Ontology annotation, biological process: protein phosphorylation; mitotic cell cycle; negative regulation of G2/MI transition of meiotic cell cycle. Gene Ontology annotation, molecular function: magnesium ion binding; ATP binding; non-membrane spanning protein tyrosine kinase activity.